Messenger RNA from Porites lobata, 2634 nucleotides. The record is from the annotation of a GenBank genome assembly. NCBI's taxonomy places the organism in Eukaryota, Metazoa, Cnidaria, Anthozoa, Scleractinia, Poritidae.
UCUAACGCGAAGUCAUCAAAAGCAGCCAAACGAUCACAUCACAAGAAGCAGUGCUGUCAAGUGCCUGGAUGCAAAUUUGAAGGUUACGAUUUGAAAAGGCACAUCCAGAGCCAUGUAAGAAAAGGAGAGAUCUCCCAGCAGAAUGUAGGCAAAUUGACCUCCAUAAUGUCCCGCGGCCAAAAACAAAGGGGAAGGUCAGCGCAGAGGAACAAAAGUGGACAGCCCAAAAAAGGGCGAUUUAGGAAGUGGUGCCCAGUGCCAGGAUGUGAUAGAACAGUAGUGAAUGUGGGAAGACACCUUUCUUCCAGCAAACAACACAACAUCCAGAAAAAUAGCUCACAUUACGUGAGGUUGCUGAAAACGGCAAAGAGAUACACAGGCACUGCAGAGCUGCAGGCAUACCUUGCAACUUCCAAUGAGAGCGCAGAAUCAGAAGAAGAAGAAGACGACGAAGAAGAAGACCAGAAAGAAGAAGAAGAAGACCAGAAAGAAGAAGAAUUCCAGAUCGAAGAGGGGAGUGAUAAAGGCAGCCAGUCAGGAGACAACAUUGAUGAAAACCAAGAAGCAGACGACGAUGAGGACUUUGAAGAAGAUGACAACGAGGACUCUGAAGAAAGCGAUUAUGAAGACUCUGAAAACGAAAAGGAGACCGCAGAAAAGUUCUUCACAGCAACUAAAUUCAAGAAUAAUCGACAUCAAUGGUUAGUGGGAUUCUACGACUAUCUAUCCCGACCGUCAGCUGGCCACAAAAAAAAAGGCAUCAAACUUCAACAUGCAGGCCAGAUUAAAAAUAUCCUAGAGUUCAUCGACAGCAAGGGUGAUGACAUUAAAUGCUUGGCCAACGAUGAAGGAGAUGCUGUCUGGAAGAGAUUUGUCGUUCCAUCAUUGGAGAGCCAAAGCAAGAAAAGUGGAACGAUCAUCUCCUAUCUCACGAGCUUUGAGAUGUUCCUCAAGUAUGUUACCAACCCGAGGUACAAUAGAUCAGGACCUCCCCUUUACCAAGCCUACAUAGAUACCUUGGUGGCAGUCCUGCCAGAGAUAAAAGGCUGGCGGUCUACCGUGGACUCUCAAAGCCAAGCUGAGAAAAACCAGCGAUGGUUAGAUGAAAGCGCAGGCUUGUUGACACCAGAAGAAAUCACUGCUCUGAAAGAAUCAAGACCCUACUCUGAUGGCAUUAAAGCAAUUAAUGAAGCUGGCCAGGGAAAAAUACUUUCACAACAAGAAUUUACCUCAGCGCGCGACGUUCUGCUUGUGCGAUUUACCACAGACAACGCCACCAGACCCGGCCCACUAAACAACGCCAAACUCAGUGACUAUGAAAAGGCAGAAACAUCUGGCGGCAACAGAAUCAUGCUCAUUCCAAAGCACAAGAGAGCAAAGGAUGGGCCAGCUAUACUUGGAAUGAAGCCUGAUCUCCAAGAUCUUAUGGAAAUCUACGUGAACAAGAUCAGGCCCCAAGUGGCAGAGAGAAACGAAGAUCACUUGUUUGUCACUGUUGAAGGAAAAAAGUUUCCUGAGGGAACAAUUGGAAGGAGAGUUCAAUCUCUCUUUGAAAAAGCCAAAGUUCGAGAUGGCAAGAGAUUCGCACAUGUGAGUGUAAGGAAGUUCGUCACUACAAAGACCAAGGAGAAGGGGACACAACAGGAGGCUGCCAUAGUUCAGAGAGUCAUGGCCCAUUCCUCUGUAACAGCAGAGAGAUCCUAUGUGCGCACCAACCUCACUGAAUUGGGUUCGAAGGCUCUACACAUCAUCGAGCGAGUCACUGGUGAAAAUGAGAACAACAAAAAGGCUGAGUCAGAGGACAGCAGAGCCAAGAAACAGGACAUCAAUGCUACGACAUCCACUCAAGAAAGAUCCGUGACUGUUGAGACUGUAGCAGCCACGAAACCAACCGAUGACUCACAGGACAGCGGAGGCCCAAAAGGAAAUACAGCUGCUGCAACAUCCACUUUGGGAAGAACUGUGAGUGUCGAGACCGCAGCAGCGCUAAAGCCAACCACAUCAUCUACAACUGAGCAAGAGCAAGACUCUGACUGCGAAGGUGACUGUCAAAAAGCUGAACAACCUUCAAACGCCGCUGAAACAGCAUCGAGAUCCAGCUAUUCUGUGUCUCUACUAUCAAGUGAAGUGCUGCCACCAACACCAGGCAGAGCCUUGACGGAUAAGCAAAAGGAAGCCAUAAAGAAAGUGUUUAACCGUGAGAUAACUGCAGGGACAAAGGUUUCGAAGGCAACAGUUCAAAACAGGUGCUGCACCACACCUGUACUGGCAGUCCUGGCAUCCUCACUAAAGAAAGUGAAACAGGUUGUGAACCACGUGAACUACAUCAUUGACAGUAGCCCAAAAAGUCUUCCCACAGAGUUACCAAAGCCAACCACCUCCAAAGUGCAUGGGUGGUUAGACGAAUUUGAUGAUCGCUCAACGAGAUCGAGUGGCAAGAGGCAAGAGUGGGACGAGGCGGAUACCACAGCACUAGAGAAAACUUUUAAAAAGUACCCUUCGUUGCCAUCUACAGCCCAAAUUAAAGGAAUUCUCAGGGACCAAAGAAACCUCGCUGACAUCUUGGAUAGGGAAGGCUGGACAAGAGUUUACACUAAAAUAAAAAACAUUUUCAAAAAAAAAGCUAAAAAAUAG